Messenger RNA from Salvelinus namaycush (lake trout), 2124 nucleotides. RefSeq names its product piggyBac transposable element-derived protein 4-like. Lineage: Eukaryota; Metazoa; Chordata; Actinopteri; Salmoniformes; Salmonidae. The record is from RefSeq and is a predicted model, not a curated record. The coding region runs from base 1 to 2124 and encodes 707 amino acids. The transcript has 6 exons.
AUGCAUCCUGAGGUGUGUCAAAAAGGCCUGGCAGGAUUUCUGGAGCGUUUUAAGAGACAGGUGUUGUACGGCUCCAACAGAGAUAUAUCUGUGAUCGGGGACUCUGGGGUCUGCUGGAGCAUUGACGGAGACAGCUCCUCAAGUAAGCCGGUCCAGCCCGCCGUCUCCAGUGUGGCUGCGGUGGUGCUGAAGCCUGGCUGGGACCUAGAGGAUGAUAAGGAGGAUGGCCUGACGAGUGACCCAGGCAGCCAGCCAGCCAGCAGGGAGCCAGCAGGGAGCCAGCAGGGAGCGGCGCAUACUAUUGUGUGUACUGUGUUGGGGGCUCCCCAUCUGCGCUCUGCGCUGGGGUGGACCCGAUCAGUGGACCCGAUCAGUGGACCCAAUCAGUGGACCCGAGCAGCCAUGACCGUGCGUUUCACCGCAGCGCAGGUCCUAGAACAGAUCUUUUUCAGCUUCGACCAAGAAGACUACUCCGAUUCCGAGGAGGAGAAAGAGGUUUCGGAAAACGAAGACGGGGAGGAAUACGACCCCGAGCGUGAGGCCGACCAGGCGUCUUCGCGCUCUUCGGAGGAAGACCCCGAGGAAGCCCCCGAGGACGAAGGCGAGGCCGAACGCGAGGCCGAACGCGAGGACGAAGGCGAGAACGAACGCGAGGCCGAACGCGAGGACGAAGGCGAGAACGAGCGCGAGGCCGAAGGCGAAGAAGAGAUCGCCUCGGCCGUAGGCCAAAGGGAGACGCCAUUGCUGUCGAAAAACGGCAAAAUCAAACGGUCCCCCGUGGCCUAUGGCCGCCGCCGCAGGGCCCGCGCGAUCUGCCACGCCGGGCCGGACGAGACUCCAGGCCCCACGGCCUAUGCCGUGAGUCACGCCCGCGACUUCGUGUCCGUCUUCCGCCUGUUCGUCACACCGGCGAUAGAAAGGAUAAUUCUGGACAUGACGAAUCUGCACGGGGUGAGAAAAUACGGCGACGGCUGGCGAGCCAUGGACGCCACCGACCUGCGCGCCUACGUAGGGCUGCUGAUCCUAGCGGGCGUCUACAGGUCCCGAGGCGAGGCCGCGGCCAGCCUGUGGGACGCCGAGAGCGGCAGGACCGUGUUCCGAGCCACCAUGCCGCUCAAGGUCUUUCACAGGUACUCGAGGCUGCUGCGAUUCGACGAUCGCCAGUCGAGACCCGCGAGGCUCGCCACGGACAAACUCGCAGCCAUAAGAGAGGUCUGGGACCUGUGGGAGGCGCGCCUGCCUGCCCUCUACAACCCGGGGCCUGACGUGACGGUGGACGAGCAACUGGUCCCGUUCAGAGGCCGCUGUCCUUUCUGUCAGUACAUUCCCAGAAAGCCGGCGAAAUACGGCAUCAAGUCGUGGGUGGCCUGCGACGCCAAGUCCAGCUACACUUGGAAGAUGCAAGUGUACACCGGUAAGGCGGCCAGCGGAGGCCCCGAGAAGAACCAGGGGAUGCGCGUCGUUCUCGAUCUGACAAAGGGACUGAGCGGUCGCAACGUCACGUGUGACAAUUUCUUCACCUCCUACGAACUGGGACAGCGGCUCCUCGAGAGGAACCUCACCAUGGUGGGCACGGUGAGAAAGAACAAGGCCGAGCUCCCGCCCGCGCUGCUCGAGUCCAAGGGCAGACAGGUUCUGUCCUCCAGGUUUGCUUUCACGCCCACCGCCACUCUAGUGUCCUACCUAGCAAAGAAAAACAAGAACGUGCUACUUUUGAGCACGCUGCACACAGAGGCCGACAUUAGCGAUCGCCACGACAGGAAGCCGGCCGUCAUCCUAGACUACAACUGCAACAAGGGCGGCGUGGACAACCUAGACAAGGUGGUCGGCACCUACAGCUGCAGACGGAUGACUGCCCGCUGGCCCCUGGUCGUCUUCCACAACAUCCUCGACGUGUCCUGCUACAACGCCUUUGUCAUAUGGCGAGAGAUCAAGCCUGACUGGAUGCCUCGGAAGCGGAACAAGCGCAGGGUGUUCCUCGAGCAGCUGGGUAAGGCACUUGUGAAGCCGCUGAUCCAAAGAAGGCAGCAUCUCCCCCGCACCGAAGCGGCGUCAGCACUUGUCAAAGUCCUACAGAGGAGGACUCGGGGUCUAGACACAAUACGAGGACGACGGGAGGGUUAA